AUGGCUUACAGAGAAAAUAUCAUGAUGGCCGGCAUUGGCACGAGGCCGAAAGCUGCGAUCGCAUGCUGUGUGUUGCUGUUGCUCCUGGCUAUCACCGCCUCCAAGUCAUGGCAGCAAGCGGCGCCGAUAGCGGCAACCAGCGUCAUCCACGAGGAGACAGGACUGGAUGCGAACCGAUGGGUCGGCAAUUUUCCGUUCGAGGGGUCAAGUCCGGUUGCCUCCUUCGAGCGACGUGCAGCGGAGAAGGUCAAGCGCCUCAAGGAAGGGCUCUACCGCCUGAAGCGCGGGCUGCAAGCAUCCUCCCUGCAAGCUCGGGGAGGUUUGAAGAACUCCAUCUCAACGAACGAGGGCAGGAAAGACUCUUUCCUCUGCGCCAUCCCGGGGAUCGCUGAUGCCUUCGGGUCCAUGUUUGACAUGUGCGCCCAAGGAAGGAGGGCGGGGAUGCCUGCCGGAGUUUACAGCAGGCCUCUUAUGGCUGUCCCUCCGCCAAGCCCCGAAGAGAUCAAGGAGCAAGAGGAGGAGGAGGAGGAGAGGCGCCUGCGGAUGGGGGCGGAAGCGGUCGACGAAGCUGAGGACAAGAUGGGCGACUACUACAACAGAAGUCUGGCAGAUCGCCUCUUCACCCAGGUCCAGCGGAUCUUCGAUGACGUGAUGUCUGUCCUUCUCGUUCCAAAUGUCACAUGGAGGCCAUAUUUGAAGAGGGAAGAAGAGGAGCAGCGAUUCUACAGCCCCUUUGCUGGGUCCCCGAUUCUUCCUCCUCCUCAUGCGGCAGGUGGGGCUGUGGUGGAGUGUUUGAACCCUCCGACCUGCAGCUCUGCCCCUCAGCUGGGAGAGAGGAAGGCAGCUGUAAAGAACCACGGGGACCUGUUCCGAAGCUGGUUUUCCGGCGUCCCCGUCUCGGCAGGCUCGCACUCUCCUCUCGGAGGAAGAGUCGCCUGCUCCGACCCCACCUGUGGCUCAGCUCCGACGCUGCACGAGCCCCGGAUCUACUAUGAGCCGUUGAAGCGAAGGUAG
Messenger RNA from Guillardia theta CCMP2712, 1014 nucleotides. RefSeq lists its product as hypothetical. Bases 1 to 1014 code for a protein of 337 amino acids. The record is from RefSeq and is a predicted model, not a curated record. The transcript is spliced from 15 exons. Lineage: Eukaryota; Cryptophyceae; Pyrenomonadales; Geminigeraceae.